Molecule: messenger RNA, 1665 nt
Organism: Dichotomopilus funicola
Lineage: Eukaryota; Fungi; Ascomycota; Sordariomycetes; Sordariales; Chaetomiaceae
Product: major facilitator superfamily domain-containing protein
Exons: 7
Coding region: 1-1665 (554 amino acids)
Biological process (GO): transmembrane transport
Cellular component (GO): plasma membrane
Molecular function (GO): transmembrane transporter activity
Source: RefSeq, a predicted model, not a curated record
AUGGAGUCCAGCGACUACGAAACCACUGCCAGCCGGCUCAAAGCCGAUGAUGCUGCCAUCGAUGCUGAGAAGGCUCAGGUUCAACCCGAGUCCGACAAGCAAGAUGAACCCAAGCAGGAUGAGCCCGAGAGGGCCAUGACCGGCUUCCGCUGGUUUGCCUUCGUCGUCAGCACCUUGACGGCCAUUUUCGUCUAUGCGCUUGACAACACCAUCGUUGCCAACAUCAUUCCCGUUAUCGUCAACGAUCUCAAUGGCAUCGAGAAGCUCCCAUGGCUGUCUGUCGGGUUCAUGAUCGGCGGCCUGGCUAUUAUCCUCCCGGUUGGCAAGCUCUACGCCACUUACAACCCCAAAUGGGUUUACAUUGUCUCAUUCAUCAUCUUUCUGGCUGCAUCCGCCCUAUGCGGUGCUGCCCCCACCAUCGAGGCCGAGAUCGUCGGGCGUGUCUUAGCCGGUGCCGGCGGUAACGGCAUCUAUUACGGCCUUUUGGCGUUGCUUUCGAUGCACACCACCUCCAAGGAGCGCCCGCAAUACCUCAGCUAUACUGGCCUUGUCUGGGGUCUCGGCACGGUGCUCGGCCCCGUGGUCGGCGGCGGCUUUGCGCUAUGGAACUGGCGCUGGGGCUUCUACAUCAACCUGCUCUUUGGCGCCAUCCUCCUGCCCGCCUACCUCUUGGUCAUCCCUUCCACUCCCGUCCUGCCCGACAAGACACAGUGGCAGAAACUCGCGAUGCUCGACUGGGUCGGCGCUCUCCUCAGCAUCGGCGCCAUGGUGACUCUUGUCAUUGGCAUCAACUUCGGCGGCGUCGACUGGGCUUGGAACAGCGGCGCGAGUAUCGCCCUCUUUGUCGUGUCGGGCGUUCUCUGGAUUGCCUUUGGUGCCCAGCAGUCCCUCUGUGUCUUGACCACCAAGGAGAAGCGCUUGUUCCCCGUGCAUCUGCUUAGCCAGAAGAUGCCGGUGCUUCUCUUCGUCGCAUGCGCUUCGGUCGCCGCCGUUGCCUACACCUCUGUGUACUACAUUCCGCUUUACUUCCAGUUCAGCCAGGGUGACUCGGCCAUCUACACGGCCGUCCGUCUGCUACCGUACAUUUGUGUCCUCAUCACUGCCAUGCCUUUGAGUGGGUGGUACCUCUCCCGCUACGGUUGGUACAAGCCGCUCUACAUCGGUGGGAGCUUGGUUGCGCUUGUCACCUCGGCACUCAUGGCUCACUACGUCGAUCGUGAAACGCCGGUUGGGAUUUUCUACAUCAUCGAACUGUUCCUCGGCGGGAGUACUGGUGCUUAUACCCAGUCCUCCUUUGCUGUCGUGCAGGCCGUUCUCCCUCCCGACGAAGCGGGCAAUGGCCUCGCUCUGAUGCUGAUCUCCCAACUCGGAGGCAUGACACUUGCCCUCUCCAUCAGCGGCGCCGUCUUCAUCAACACGGCCGUGAACAACUUGGAGUCCGCCUUGGAACUCCCCCGCCUUCAGAUCACGCAGCUUGUGGCUGGUGCCUCCAACAACCUCCUGGAGAGUUUGUCGCCUGCCAUGCGUGACCUUACCCUCGACACCAUUGUUGCAUCGUGGCAGAAGGCGUUCAUCAUCGUUUACGUCGGCGCUGCGGCUAGCUUCGUGGUGUCCCUCUUUUUCCGUCACGGCAAAGCCAAUAUCGUGGCUGUGGGGGGUCUCUAG